AUUACUUCAGUAAUUUAAGCUGUAUGGACAAGAAGUGAAUAUAAUUAAAGAUAAACUGUCGCAUGAUUGUUUUAGGUGUAUUUAGAGAAUCUAUUUCAUGUUGUGACGCCAGUGCGCGCAUGCUCGGUAUUGUCUUUGUAUGGCGAGAACCAAGCAGCUAAGUAGCAUCGGCAGCUAAUCCCAACCAUUAAACGACACAGGGGUAGCUAGUAGGGUUAGCUCUGCGGCUAAUCAUGGUGAACGUCAAGAAGCGGAAAGGUCGAGUCGUGAUUGAUUCCGACUCUGAAGACAGCGCCAGUGAUGAUAACUUGGAUGAGGAGCUGAUGUCUUUGGCCAAAAGAAAGAGGGUUGAUUCAGGUGAGCAGGACGAGCCUGUAAACAAGCCUACAGCUUCUACAGACUCUGAGACAUCUGACAGCGAUGAUGAGUGGACUGUGGGCGGCACAAAAGGCAAAAAGAAGGUCAAACAAGGGAAAGGUGCGGAGAAAAAGAAUGCUACAAAAAAGAAAGCUAAUAAAGCAUCUGGAAGCUCAGAUGGAGGCAGCUCAGCAGACAGCUCUGCACCAGAGGAGGGUGAAGUGUCCGACUCCGAAAGCAACAGCUCCUCCACCAGCUCUGACUCGGACUCCUCCGAGGACGAGGUGUUCAGGGACGGUUACGGCGAAGACCUGAUGGGCGACGCCGAGGACCGAGCCCGCCUGGAGCAGAUGACGGAGAAGGAGAGAGAGCAAGAGCUGUUCAACAGAAUUGAGAAGAGAGAGGUGCUGAAGAGACGGUUUGAAAUUAAGAAAAAGUUGAAAACGGCAAAGAAGAAAGAGAAAGAGGAGAAGAAGAAGAAGCAGGAGGAAGAGCAGGAGAAGAGGAAGCAGUCUCAGGUUCAAGACUCUCAAGUGGUUUCAAUGUCGCACAACAAGGAACGGCGAUCCAUACGCGCUGAGAAACUGGACAAAAAGUCCCAGGCGAUGGAGGAGCUCAAGGCUGAACGGGAGAAGAAGAAAAACAAAACAGCGGAACUGCUGGCUAAACGCGAGCCGCUGAAGACCAGCGAUGUUUACUCUGACGAUGAAGAAGAGGAGGAAGAAGACGAUGACAAGUCAUCUGUUAAAAGCGAUCGGAGUUCCCGUUCGUCCUCGUACGACGAUGACGAGAAGGAGGAGACUCCGCCCAAGUCUCAGCCCGUGUCACUACCAGAGGAACUGAACCGCAUCCGCCUGUCCCGACACAAGCUGGAGCACUGGUGCCACAUGCCCUUCUUCCCUAAGACUGUCACCGGCUGCUUUGUGAGGAUAGGAAUCGGCAACAGCAGCAGCAAACCAGUUUAUCGGGUGGCUGAAAUCGUGGAUGUAGUAGAGACGGCUAAAGUUUACCAGCUUGGAUCAACGCGGACAAACAAAGGCUUACAGCUAAGGCACGGCGCCGACACGCGGGUCUUCAGACUCGAGUUCGUUUCAAAUCAGGAGUUUACAGAAAACGAAUUCAUGAAGUGGAAAGACGCAAUGAUGAUGGCUGGAAUGCAGGUACCGACUCUUGAUGAGAUCACCAAGAAGGAGCAGUCCAUCAAAGAGGCUCUAAACUACAAGUUUAAUGACAAAGACAUCGAGGAUAUCGUAAAAGAGAAGGACAGAUUCCGAAAAGCACCGCCAAAUUAUGCCAUGAAGAAAACCCAGCUGCUCAAAGACAAGGCUAUGGCAGAAGAAAAUGGUGAUGGGGAAAAAGUAAAGGUGAUCCAGGAUGAGCUGAAUGAGCUGGAGGAAAGAGCAGAAGCUCUGGACAGACAGAGGACCAAGAACAUUUCUGCUAUCAGCUACAUCAAUCAGAGGAACAGAAGCUGGAACAUUGUUGAAUCAGAGAAAGCUCUUGUGGCUGAAGGACAGAACUCUAAAAAUCAACAGAUGGACCCAUUCACAAGAAGACAGUGCAAACCAACCAUGGUGUCUAAUGCCAGAGAUCCAUCGGUCCAUGCAGCUAUUCUUGCUCACCUGAACCAGAAGUAUGGAUCUGGUUCUGCAGCUGCAGAACUUUCAAACACAGAGAAGAACAAAGAGGAUCUAACAAACCCUAAAGAGAAAGACGUCCCCAAGCCAACCACUGACCUCUCUGAAGACCUGUUCAAAGUUCAUGAUUUUGAUGUUAAGAUUGACCUUCAGGUCCCCAAUGCAGAAGCAAAGUCCCUGUCCGUGAGCUCCAACGCGCUGCCGGUGAAGGACAGCGCUCCCCGGCGCUCCCUAAACCUGGAGGACUACAAGAAAAGGAGGGGCCUGAUCUGAUGUGGGCAGCCCCUCGUUCAGAAACCAUUCUGCAUGUGUAACUGGUUGUGCUGGAGAGAGUACAUGUGUGUUUGGUUGGGCGAAAGUGACACUGUGCACAUGAAUGACUCCUGGAGGAUGUGUUUGAAAUUCAACACUCUUCACCCAAGCAGAGGAAGUUCUGAUUGAUCAACGACAAACCUUUUCUCAAAGGAUCACUCUUGGAAUAAACAUGUUGGGGAAAUCUGUUUUGUUGUUUAUUACAGACAAGCUUGUGUAUAGUGAGUUUGUCUUUUUUUAAUUUAACUUCUCUGCCUCUCACCUAGACUCUACACUUGUUCUGUUUGUUUCCAGAAAUACAGCCUUUGGACAAAUAUACAAUCUUAGGAUGGAAAAAGUAUGUUCAAACAUUACAAACCUAAACUGGCAAUGAAGUGGAUGGGUUUGUUUUCACAAACAAUAAAUCCCUGCUGUAAACCUCUUGCCCUUAUAAGUGAGUUUCCCCAUCUGCACAUGCAGCUUUUGGAGAAGGUAAAUUAUCACGGUCUCUGAUUUAACCAGAACACAACUUCCAUGAAAAGUUAGAAAUGUUGGUACAAGUCAGCUGGACACUUGUGUACUGAUAAGGUCUUUGAAAAAGCUUCAUUUAUAAUGAAAUUUUUAUAUUGUUUUCUGGGUUGGCCCUGGUGUCAUGCCUUUGGAUGUUCGUGGGAUGAAUUCCCAGCAGUGAACUUCCAGAGCAGAUUCUACAUGUUAUUGAUUGUGUCUAUAGUCAGUUCCUGUAUUGAUGUGGCAUGCCAUGUAAAUAAUAUGCAUUUUCAAGUGAGUGCAGGAAAAAUAAAGAGGCACUGUUUCAUAA
This is a messenger RNA of Nothobranchius furzeri (turquoise killifish), 3105 nucleotides long. RefSeq names its product RTF1 homolog, Paf1/RNA polymerase II complex component (gene rtf1). Gene Ontology annotation, molecular function: RNA polymerase II C-terminal domain phosphoserine binding; DNA binding. NCBI's taxonomy places the organism in Eukaryota, Metazoa, Chordata, Actinopteri, Cyprinodontiformes, Nothobranchiidae. The record is from RefSeq and is a predicted model, not a curated record. Gene Ontology annotation, cellular component: Cdc73/Paf1 complex.